Molecule: messenger RNA, 9896 nt
Organism: Nasonia vitripennis (jewel wasp)
Lineage: Eukaryota; Metazoa; Arthropoda; Insecta; Hymenoptera; Pteromalidae
Exons: 22
Coding region: 868-5799 (1643 amino acids)
Cellular component (GO): membrane
Source: RefSeq, a predicted model, not a curated record
GCGGCGGCGGCGCGCACGGUCUCCAUAGAAUGAAAGACAGAGAAAGAGAGAACGAACGGAGCAGAGCCCAUCCGCUCGCUCGUGUCUCGCGCUCACACGCAGCCGAUCCCCUCCGUGUAGCAGCGCUCGGUUCGUGUGCGAGCAGUAGUUCGCUUCCCAUGAUACGUGAGAGCUGCAGCAGCAGCGUGGCUCCUCGUCAUCCUGAUCGUCCAGCCAAGGAGUAGCGCCACUGCCCAGAGGAAGAGGAGCCGAGCAGCGAGCUGGAGCAGGAGGACUUUGUCGCCGCGCGGUAGUAUGCGGGAAACCGUCGCAGUGCCGUGUACGAGUCCGCAGCAGUGUGAUCCGUGCCAGUACUGAGAGCCAGAGAGAGAGAGAGAGAGAAAGAGAGAGAAAGAGAGAGAUCGGCCGCGAUCGCAAGGUUAUGUCGCGCCAAGUGCAGCCGCGGCAUCAGCCCCAGCCCGCCGUCGCUGGACAGGGCCUGGCCGUCGUCCCAGCCGCGAUGAGCCGCUUCCAGUCCAACUGAGAGGAGAGCAGCUCGGCUGGCGGAUGUGUUGUUUGUUUGUGUGCCUGUGUGCAGUGUGCGAGGGAGAAGCUGGUGCGGAGUGUUGAGGGAGAGAGAAAACGGCGGGCAUACAGGACAGCUGAAAGAUCGAACGAAAGGCCACAAAGAUGAAGAUGAGCUUCUCGCUGUCCUCGCUGCAGCCCUCUAGCGGCAGUCUAGAGCGAGCAGAGCACGCGAGGAUCAGGGCGGAUCGACCGUACAACAGUCUCACAAAGAAAAGGUCAAGUAUCAGUAUCGAGACGCUCAGACGUGGUAGCAAUAUCUAAGCAGUUGAAAUAAUUAUAAUUACAAGACAGCCUUGUAACAUGAAAGAACCAAUGCAGGAACAGUGCGUCAAGAACUGGCCCGGCCCAGAGGACAGCAAAGAUGAUUUCUGGGCUGCCAUACGUACAAAUUAUGAUUUCAUCAUGGAUACAAACCUCAUUGAUACAUGCAAGGAAGCUAAUGGGGAGUUGGCUUGGGAUGAGGGUGAUGUCUCGACCGUCUCCUGGGGCUUGAAGGAAGUCAGCUGUCAGUUCUCGGAACUUUACUCGUGGUUGCGAGUACUUCAAGAGCUAGUUUAUUCAAAAGAAGAAAAUCUGCUAGAUAAAAGCUUACGUGUAGCUCAUACAGAAGAGUUACGUCGUAAAGCUUAUCGAAGACGAUUGUUCAAUGAGCAGGCAGAGAAAUUAAUUGCUCGAGCUCCUUCUUUAAAAGAAGAAGUUUCUUGGCGAGUUGAUCAUUUGAACGCUAAAUGGGAUCUAGUUGAGCAAAUAAUGGCACCAGUACAAAGAGCUGAUGAACUCGACAAUCAAGAUGUUUCUGCAGAUUUUGAGCAUGAGGUAAAGUGCUUAAGAAAAUGGUUGCGAGAAAUGGAAGACCGCCUGCAGCCGCUCAACUUUCGAGUCGAUUGGAGUAGGACCGAGAUCGAAGAAAAAGCAAUGGAACACAUGGUACUACAAAGGGACAUAGAGUCGCACGGGCGAAUCGUGAGCUCGGUCGUUAAACUCGGCGAGAGAGUCGCCGGGCGAAAUCGAUGCGCCGCAGCAGCAGCAGCCGCAUCAGCAGAGGAGGAGAAGCAGCAGCAGCAACAGCCUGAUCAAGCCCAGCGGGAAAGGCAGCAGCAAGCGCUGCGGGUUGCGAGCUCUCUCGAGCGUCGCUGGCAUCUUCUGUUCCUGCGCGCCUUGGAGUGGCAAUGCCAUAUCGAGACGCUCGCCGCACGAGUUCGCACUAAGUUGUCAACGAGUCGCUGCAGCAGCGACAGCGACGACGAAGAGCCGGUGACAAAGCAGCCACGCCUGAGUCGUCGAGCCUCCGUCAGCCCCACCUCCGCCAGUUUUUCAUCCGCCUCGAGUUCGUCGUCCCAGGACGAGAGCGGCAGCAGCGGCAGCAGCGGCAGCAACAGCCGUUACAGUAACAGCAGCGGUUCAUCGCGACGUCGGUCGUCGGUUCGUGCGAGACGUCAGCUCAGGGCUCGGUCCUGUCAACAAUCCGAGCCGACUAGCUGUAACAAUAGCGCCGAGGGUGUGCCGGCCAGCGUAGACUGCGUCGACUCGUCCUCCAGGUCGGAGCUAUCGUCCGACAGCGACGUUUCCUCCGAGAACAGGUUCAUCGACGAUGGUUCUUACUUCGAGGACGACCUUGACGAACUGUGUGUUGUGAGCAUCAAAGCCGAGGAAUACGUGCCCCAGCCCAAGCUCUACGACCGAGAGACGAGUUUCGGCGACCAGGGCACAGAAGCCGACAUCGAAGAAGCCGGUCUCAGCGAGGAAGAAGCCGACGCGACGAAGGAGAGCAGCAGCAGCAACAGCAACCAAGUCGUCAUGACGCCAACUCCGGACCCGGUGUCGAUGACGACAACGACGUCGAUCGAGCAAUCGUGCGACGAAAUCGACGCGGGCAUGAACGACGCGCCCAAGCCAGUCGCGCUGCCCGCGAACGACAGUCCUAAGCGCCGCAGGACUGAUAUCGACGAAGCUGCCCUGUUCAACACCUCGAACAGGAAAUCCAAGAACUGCGCGACCUUCUACUUCAAACACAUGGACACCGACUCGGAGGCCGACAGUAACGUGAGCAGCAACGGUGCAGCUCAUCAGCAUCCAGCCAUCGACGAGUCCUCCGAGGAGGAGUGGACCUACACGUCCUCGCGCAUGGACGUGCAGCAGAACAAGAACAACGCCAAGAUGCGUUUGAACUUUGACGCGGCCACAGAGACCAUCGACAACGCGAAGCUCGAUGACUGCACGAAUAACGACGCUCUCAACGGAAACGUCGUGGACGAGGCUGUGCAGACCGCUGGUAGCGCCGAGGAGAAGAAGAAAAUGUCGAGGGAGAACAACAACAGCGACAACGAGUACGCCAGUAACAAGGACAGCAUUCAGAAGCUCAUCAGAGAGGUGGAGAAGCUGGUGCGAGAAGAAGGCAGAGGGGCGCAGAGGGUACCGUCGCUCAUCUUCGACGAGGAGAAGGGUCUGCUCAGCGCGCAGAACCAUCGGGCCAAGUACGCAAGAAUCAGAGAGUGGCUGGCACUCAACUCAACGCGCUGCCACGACGGCAGGUGCAAAGCACAGCACUCUCCGCUGAGGGCAACGGAAACGCUGGACAGCUGCGACGCCAGCGGCGAAUACACGACCGGCGAGUCCGACGUGGAGAAGCAGUCGGAGAGCUCGGAAGAAGAUCUCCAGAGCAGCGUGGUCACGUGUCGCUUCGGCCAUGCCUCGCAGUCCAACUCGGAGGAGCUCCUCGAGGAGGUGGACUCGGCUCAGCGCAGCCCCGUCUUCCAGAAGUCCUUCCCCGUCGACGCGAGCACGCCCAAAGUGGUACUGCGUUCCAAGCGCAAGACCGGCAACGGCCCCAGGCCCUGGAGCGUCUCCUGCAUCUCGCAGAUUCGCAAGCGCGCCAGCCUCGAGGUCGACCCCAGCGAGCCCAUCUCGCAGUUCUCCAUAUCCGAGACUGCGCUGCACCAGCUCGUCGCCGGACCUCCGGCCAAGUCCGCUUCGCUCGACGCGACGGAAUCGCGUGCACCCUUCAAUAACUCAACGUCGACAUUGCUGGAGGAGACGAUAAUCGGUCACGAUGCUCGCGUGGCGAGAAACAGCUCGCUGCGUCGCAGGAAGAACAGGCUUCGCAAGAAGAAUGUGGGACGCAAGAGCGAAUCAGGUUCAGACGGCGUAAACGCCAACAACAACCAGCGUUCAGAGCACAGCGACGAGGUAAGCUCUGGUAACAACAAUCCCCGUUCCACUCGCAAAUCCGUCAGCGGCCGUCAGACCCGCUCUAGCCGUGCUAUCACCACCACCACCGGCACCACGACCGUGACUCUCGUGAAAUCCGGUUCGUUCUCCGGAUACAGCGCGCAGCAGGAAGCCACCGAGAGGAUGACCACUAGCGACCCUCCAUCGGUCGUUGGCCACAGUAAGCUGGCUUGUUGCCGUACCACCGCUUCAUCUGAGUCCGAGGACGACGAGGAGGAAGCCGCUUCCACCGCUGUUGCUAGAUCUCUGCGCAAUGGACGCGCCUGCACCAACUGCGAGGACAACAAGCAGGUGCGAGCUUCGCCGUUCAAUGGAGCUGACAGCGACAUUGAGAAAAAUAGUCUGGGAAACAACUCCUUCUCCGAGCAAGCUUGGGAUAACUAUCAGGAAAAAUACAUGAGCGAACCGUACAGUGAGGUAGCAGAUAUCGAAACGGCAAGACGUCUUUUGGAGUUUGGCGACGAUUACAGAAAUUUCCUGGACAGUCAAUCCGACUGUGCUUCAAGCCUAAGUGCCGUUCAUUACAAGAGCAACGUUACAUCAGAGGACAGCGACAGCGAUUCAGAAUUCAAGCGUUUGGCCGAGACCUCGCGUAGUCAGCUUUUACUUUCGGAAGCUCGAUACGGAACUAUGGCCGACAGUAGCUUCAGCGAACUGACCCGCGUCUGCCGCGAGAACAUAAGGUGUCUCCGAGCUAUCUCUGAGGCGAACGGCGUUUCCCGUCACAGCGACAAGCAUGGCAAGCAAAUUCGUGGCUUAAUGGAAAGAUGGGAAUCGCUCUCGCUGAGGGCAGAGGAGGCACAGAAAAUCAGCACUAUCCAUCGCGAGAUGGCAGCUAUGAAGCUGGAGUUUUGCGCGGCGCACGAGAGACUCACGUCGUACCGAGUCGUUUUGGAGGAGCCUCACGUCAUCGAGGACCACAUCAGCAGGAUCAACAACGAACUGGCUAAUUUGAGAGACCGGAAACCGGCUAUGCUCGCAUUGAACGUUUCGACACACCGCCUCAUCACGGAUCUCGGUCAGAAGACGUCGCCUACAUUUGCAGCGCUGAAGGAUGGCGUAUCAGACCUCUACAGACUCUGGGACGAAGCGUUUCAAAAGGGAAACCAGCAGCUUUGCGCCUUGCAGUCAGUCCAGCAGUUCAACUCGCGUCUCACGGAGCUUCAGUGCGCUCUGCGAAGGGACAAGGACACCUUAGCCGUCCUGGACGCGGCCCUAAAGGCCGGAGCCACCAUGGAAGUCGCUUCCUCGGUCAGAGACGUGGCCAGGCUUCUGUCCGAGAAACACGAGGUCAACAACCAAGUGUCGUCGCAGCAGAGCAGCCUCCUAGCCGACACUACCCUCACGGCUCAGAGCAGCAACGACGACAGCGGCAACGCGACGCAGUCCUCGUUCAACGGCUCCCUCAUCGGCCUGGAGGGCGGCUCCCUCUCGGACAGUGGCAUCUCCGACAGCGGUAGCGAGCAGGAGCUUAGCGAACGCGAACGUCGCCUGGCUGCCCUGCGUCGGCUCACCCGUAGUCUCGAGACGCAGCUGGUCCCGGACUCGGCUGGCGACGAGGUCCUCGCCGAGCUCUGGAGACGCAUCGAGGAGGCCGAGGCCGAACUCCGGGUACUCCAGAAGCAGUGCCGCGAGCUCAUCGUGCGCACCGCUGCCAGUAUCGAGUCGCGAGCCAACGUACGACCCGUUGCUGCGCAGACUUACCCAAUUCCUAGCAAGCGCAAGAAGGCCCCGCACAUCGAAGCCAGCGUUCCGUCCUCCAAGGUUCACUCCAACAAAACCCCGGGCAACGUCACGUCGACGGACGAGCCGGACAAGGAGCCGCACGUUCCGCGCAGCUGGGUUUGGCGCAUCUUGCGAGCAGCCCUGCCCUUCCAGCUGGCCCUGGUCGCGCUCUUCUGCGCGGCCUGCCUCCUGGAACCGCACUGCUGCGAGGCCAGCAACUCGCUGAACCUCUCGCUGACGCCGCAGCUGCGCUACGUGAGGGGACCACCACCGGUCUGAGCGACCACAGAACGGAGACGCAGACUGACGCUCUGCACCGUUUGCCGACGAUUUUCCGUCUCGCCAUGAGACGUGGGACGCGCUUCGCGUCUGCCGGAAGAAAGAGUUCGUGUCGAGCCGCGCAGGAUCUCACGGUGAGUAUGCUCAUCGUCGUCGGGGAGAGAUGACGACGAGAAUACAGUGUGGAGGAUUCGCUGUGGGCCGACACUACUGGAGCUCCGUGGAAUGUCUACGUGCCUUCGAGUUUGUUCAUACUUUACGGGAUUUUACGUAGAUUGCGUGGGUGUAUAGAUGCUAGAAAAAUGAGGUCGCAAGGCUUCGGAGGCGGGACGAAGGACGACUUCGUCGCGUCUCCGGCUAUUCGCAUUUUCAGACUGACUGACAGACUUUUCAGGGUUUUUUGUACCUUUUUGAUAUGAUAAGCGAUGUUUUUAUACGAGCGUUUAAAAGGGGAGGGAUUCAAAGAAAUUUGUUGACAAUUAUCAAAUAGACUGAAAGUGCGGAUCUGUAAAAUGUUAUAGGAGAUGAAGGGUACUUUUGUACUGAACGAAUAACGCGUUAUUGAUUCAUUGCAAAGGAUAAGGUUUAGAGAGUGUAGAAAUGAAAAAAAAAAUGAAAAAUAUAAAUCAGGGGCAUUUUUAUAAAAAAAAGUAGUUCUAGAGCAAUAAUCGACAUACGACUGAGCUUUUGGACUUGUGCCAAUUUUCGAAAGUAAAAAGUGGCUUUUUUAUACGAUGUAUAGAUACGUGCCUUGUAUCGCGAAUUUUUAGUCGUCCAAACAUGUGGCCGACCGAAAGAAUUUUUUGCUCUCGCUGUACAUAGUGUACAGGACUGUCGUCCCCUGAUAAUCAAAAGAAUCGUUGGGUUAUAGAAGCUUUUUUUGUAGGACGCUCGACAGCGCGCGUGUGUCGGAAAAAAUUUCUAAAAUUAACGAUGUUGUAUACAUAGUACAUAUAUUUUUCGAAGUUUAUAGAAGUAUAAACGCCGACUGCAUGCUAGAUUAGUGCAAUUUUGUCCGAAAUAUCACUUUUCAUCAACAGCACGCAGGCUGGAUUCAUAAAAGCAGAAAAUAUUUUUUAACAGAUUCUUCCAAGCACGAAACAUUGAAUGGGAGUAAUUUUUUUACAAAAGCUGAAACAUUUUUUAUUUAAACAGAUAUAAAAGAAUAGCAAGCAAACAAAACAUGAAACAAUGUGUUCAGAAACCGUCAACUAGUCAUCGAAAAAAGAGAAGGCCUUCGUGCUCCGAUUGUUUACAAAUGUUUUCUCUCUCGCACGAUGAAUUUAAUUAUCAUAUCCUAUUGAAUAUCAUCCGUGUUUUAAUCGAAAACGAAAUCAUUAUUUAAGCAUGAAAAAAAAAAUAGAAAUGACAAGCAGAAACGUUUACCGUGUAAACAAGUGCUGUAUAUAGCUUUAAGAAGUUUUAAAUUAAUGAUGAUACGAUUUUUUAUACGAGUAAUUAUCAUUAAGAUCCACUAAAGUUCAGAAGAAUCUUUAAAUGAAACAUGCUACUUAAAGACGGCAUUUAUAAAUAAGCCGAUCGACUAUGAGUCUGAUGAUCUUUUUUACGCGUGCGAAUCACGGUGAUAUAAUAACCAUUUCGUACUAUUUUUAACCAGUUGUUUUAUUAAUAUAUUUUUUUUGUGUCUUUACGGAGUUGUAAAGAUUUUUAACGUUGACAUUUCCUAAGGAGCUGCCUUCAAAAUGAAAUAAAACGCGUUCGAUUUACGCGAAUAAAAAAAAUGCGAGUGCACAAACUAUACAAAGGCGUCCAUCGAGACGAUGGACGUUCAUAUCGAGAGAAAAAGAGUACUUACGUAACCGCGCAUACUUGCGGUCUACGAGUAUAGUUAGCAAACAGUAUACAAUUUGAUUAUCGCGCAGUAUUUAACGUUUUAUAUACUUGCGUCGAGAGAUAAAACGAGUUUUAAAGAGAAUACAAAUAAUAUAUAUGUAAAUAAAUAUAUAUAUUAGAGAAGCUUGUGUAAUUUUACCACGACAACUUUUUACGUCGAUGAGUAACUUAUCCAUAUAGCUGCUGAUUUAUAUUGAAUUCAGAAAUCGUUUGUCAGUUUUCCUCUGAAUUCCUUUUUGUAAUUCAAUUCCGUGGCGUAAGAAUUUGUUCCUAAUAAUCUAAGAUUCUAUAAAUAAAAAUUCGAAUAAGUUUUUCUAAAAUUUGUAAAUAAUACAUAUAUUUUAAUUUUCAUAGAUAUGUAUUUAUUCAUACGAUUAACUAUAUUCUUCAUCAUAAGAUUUACUUUGUAAUGAAAAUGAUAAUAUUCUCUUCUCUAAAGGACACUCUUAUGCCACGUCACAUUAAUAAAAAAAAUAUUAUGUUCGAAAAUCAAAUGUCUUCAAAAAGAAAGAGGAGUAAAACUGACAAGACUUAUUUUUAUGUUAAUUUGUUGCAGAUUGUAAGGCGCAAUAUCUACUUUAUCUAUCACGAUAUUGUGUGUAUAAAGUACCUGAAAUAAUGAAAGUUAUUAUUUAGUUAUCAUAUUGAACAAUGUUUAUAUAUUGAGCAUGAAAAUCGCAGAACAAGCGAUAACUUAUUAUCCCUAUUAUAAUUCUAUUAUUAUCAGUUACUUUAACUUUACUAAAGCAGUUUAGUUGAGAAUCGGCUUUCGCUCGUCGACAAAGGGAUCUGACAACAGUAAAGGAUAAACAAAAAGUUCGUGAAAUUCCAUUGUCGACCGGCGCGAGCCACUGUUUUCGAGUAUACAAUCGAAUAUACGUAAUGUCGUAAUUGAAAAGCGAGCGACGCAUCGUCGUAUCAACAUUCUCGCAAUGUGUGCCAUGAUGUUGCGUCGAUAUGCGCAUUUCGUAUAAUGUUGCAUGCGUACCUUAAGUUUCUUUCUAUAUCUUCUUCUUUCAUCUUUUUCAACUGUUUCUACUGAGAGAAAAAAUAGUUAAAAACAAAAAAAAAAAAACACAAAAAAAGAGAAAAAACUUUAUAGUGGUAAUCCGUUUUUCUUCUGCUUAAGAGCUUCUGUAAAGAAAGGUAUACCAACUACGGUUUGCUUGCAGUAGGUGAUCCCUGUAUUCGGCUGCCUGUAAAUAACUGAUUGUCCAACUGCCUUUGCAGCCUAGAGCUUGAUAAUGACGUUGUCUUUUGUAAAGUUUUCGUGUAAUCGUUAUAUAUCUAUUCUUCGACGAUCGUGCAUAUAGCGUGUGUUUAAAGCGAUCGUCGCCUUAAGAAUUUCGGACGUCGCGCGCCUUCGUCACUCACGAGUCGUUCCGCAACCGAAGCGACAACUUUUUUUCCAAAGACGAAAAUAAAGGUUGAAAAAUAAGCCUCGAAGUUUGCAAGCUCGGAUGUCGAUAGAGCGCGCGUCGAUUCGAAAAACUAAGAUGUUCUGUCGCAAAACCGCCACUGAACACUUGUAUUUCGACUACCAAGACUGCCUUAGACGAAGUGACACGCUUCGCUCGACGAUCAAACAAUUAUUAACAUCAAGCGAAACCCUAUAUUCUAUGUUGCGAGCCAAAUGGAAAGCUCUUUUCUGCUUUAGAAUUUGGAAGACAAGCUCGACUCGAAAGUCGAUGUAUUGAUAUAAUGUGCCUUUUCAGACGCGCGAGCGUUAUGAAGGUUUUUACGGGAGUAAGGAAAUCACCGAAAAAAUAGAAAAAAAAAUAAUAAAAAAAGAGUAAAACUUAGUAAGCGACGCCGACUGCUUAAAUAUGCGUCAUUCUUUUUAAGCGUAGCGUUGUAAAUGCGUGUUAUGCGCUAUCUUAGAUAGUACGUGCAGUCGCAUGCAUUUGUUCCUCAGCCAGUUUCUUCAUUGUUCAUCACGUCACGCAUAUGAUAUGUAACAGUUUCGAAACCAUACUUCAUCACCAUAUCACUUUCAUUCACGGAAUCAUUGCAUCGUUAGAUUGUACGAGAUUCGAUCGUACGUGUCACCUAUCCCUAUCUUUCUCACAUAUCCAUCAACACACACACACAUAAUGUCGUGCCAUUUUCUCAUGAGUAUAAUUAUAUGCUUACUAACAUAAAGAUUUAAUUAUUGAAGGAUUUUAAACAGUUUUUCCAACUCUAUGGAAUACCACAAUGUAUUUUCGGCAACUUUUCAAAAAUAAAGACGAAUAAAUUUUCAA